AUGGCAUUCAAAGCUCUCUUGUUUGUCUGCGCCCAGGCACUUCUAGCUCAGUGCGUCUUCGGUCAACUUGGAUAUACCACCCUGCUUUCUUCUCCAAUGCCUACAGUCACCGGCAAUUCUGUUGUAGAAAACAAUGUCGUGGUGAACAGUGGUGCCAAUAAUAUCAACAACCUCGGACUGGCUUCCAGUGGACUUGCUUCAAGUGGACUCGCCCUUGGAGCUGUAAACAGCGGUGCAGUACUUAACACUGUUGCAAAUCCUAACUACAUCAACGUCGCUUCUAUAUCUGGUGGAGGCGUUCUCCCUGUAACUUCUUACAGUCCCAUUGCGCCUAGUGGUCUGACUGUUCUUUCAGAUAAUGUAAUUGAAGGAGCUUUAUUGGUCAGUGGUGAAUUGCCAUUCCUAAGUGCAGUCGCUUUCGAAGGAGGUCUUGCCACGGCUGGUUCUGGAGCAGCUUCUUGCGGUUGUGGCGAUGGGAGCAUAGGAAUUGUAAGUGAGAAUGUGGGAUCUGGUCUUGGUCUUGGAGGUUUAGGAGGUCUCGCUGGUGUCAGCAAUCUUGGUGGCCUCAGAGGUCUUGGCAGAGGUGGCCUUGUUUUGUAA
This is a messenger RNA of Amyelois transitella, 600 nucleotides long. RefSeq names its product chorion class B protein M2410-like. Bases 1 to 600 code for a protein of 199 amino acids. Gene Ontology annotation, cellular component: egg chorion. Gene Ontology annotation, biological process: chorion-containing eggshell formation; multicellular organism development. The transcript has 2 exons. The record is from RefSeq and is a predicted model, not a curated record. Gene Ontology annotation, molecular function: structural constituent of egg chorion. Lineage: Eukaryota; Metazoa; Arthropoda; Insecta; Lepidoptera; Pyralidae.